AUGGGGUCGCGGGGCCAGGCUCGCCAGGGCCCCUGGUACGUGGGCCUCUGGGACUUCGAGGCCCGGACGGACGAGGAGCUGAGCUUCCGGGCAGGGGACCGGCUCCAGGUGACCAGGAAGGAGGAAGAGUGGUGGUGGGCGACGUUGCUGGACGCGGAGGGCGCGGUGCUGGCCGAGGGCUACGUGCCUCGCAACUACCUGGCCGAGGAGGAGACGGUGGAGUCCGAGCCGUGGUUUUUCGGCUGCAUCUCCCGCUCGGAGGCCUCGCACAGGCUGCAGGCCGGUGGCAACGGGCCGGGGGCCUUCCUGGUCCGGGUCAGCGAGAAGCCAGGCGCCGACUACGUUCUCUCCGUGCGGGACAGGCAGACCGUGCGGCACUACAAGAUCUGGAGGCGCGCGGGCCGGCUGCACCUCAGCGAGGCCGUGUCCUUCCCCAGCCUGUCCGAGCUCGUGGGCCACCACCGGACGCACAGCCUGUCACACGGCCUGCAGCUGGGCCUGCCCUGCUGGAAGCACGAGCCCGAGCCCCUGCCUCACUGUGCCGACUGGGAGAGGCCUCGGGAGGAGUUCACGCUCUGCAGGAAGCUGGGGUCCGGCUACUUCGGGGAGGUCUUCGAAGGGCUCUGGAAGGGCCAGGUCCGGGUGGCCGUUAAGGUGAUAGCGCGAGACGACCUGCUGCACCAGCACGUGUUCCAGGCGGAGGUUCAGGCCAUGAAGAAGCUGCGGCACAAGCACAUCCUGGCGCUGUACGCUGUGGCGUCCCUGGGCGACCCCGUGUACAUCAUCACGGAGCUCAUGGCCAAGGGCAGCCUGCUGGAGCUCCUGCGGGAGUCCGACGAGAGGGCCCUGCCCGUGCCGGAGCUGGCGGACAUCGCCUCGCAGGUGGCCGAGGGCAUGUGCUACCUGGAGUCGCAGAACUACAUCCACCGGGACCUGGCUGCCAGGAACAUCCUCGUGGGGGAGAACAACGUGUGCAAAGUGGGGGACUUCGGGCUGGCCAGGCUCAUCAAGGAAGACAUCUACCUAUCGCACGACCGCAACGUCCCCUACAAGUGGACCGCGCCAGAGGCCCUCGCCCAGGGGCGCUACUCUGUCAGGUCCGACGUCUGGUCCUUCGGGGUCCUCCUCCACGAGAUUUUCAGCCGGGGCCAGGUGCCCUACCCAGGCAUGUCCAACCACGAGGCCUUCCUGAGGGUGAACGCAGGCUACCGCAUGCCCUGCCCCGCCGAGUGCCCCGCCUCCACGUACAAGCUGAUGCUCUCCUGCUGGCAUUCGGACCCGGCCGAGAGGCCCUGCUUCAGAGCCCUGCAGGAGAAGCUCUCCAGCUUCACCCGCUACGAGAACCCGGUCUGA
Pteronotus mesoamericanus is the source of this 1353-nucleotide messenger RNA. RefSeq names its product protein tyrosine kinase 6 (gene PTK6). The record is from RefSeq and is a predicted model, not a curated record. Lineage: Eukaryota; Metazoa; Chordata; Mammalia; Chiroptera; Mormoopidae. The coding region runs from base 1 to 1353 and encodes 450 amino acids. Gene Ontology annotation, molecular function: protein binding; protein tyrosine kinase activity; ATP binding. The transcript has 8 exons. Gene Ontology annotation, biological process: protein phosphorylation.